AUGGCUGCAGAAUUUCCCCCGCCAGGGUUCCUGCAAUGGGGCCGCAGUGGGGUGGACCCGUAUGAGGAACACGUGGGGCCUUUCUACCAGAACCCGGAUCAGCAGACCAUGACCAUGCUCGUCACCCCGAGGAUGUGCAACGCCCUUGGGAUUCUUCAUGGCGGCGCCCUGAUGUCCUUCUGCGACGCCGCGCUCUACGUCAUCGCCCGUGAGCACACCUACGAGACAACGGGCCGCGUCUUCGUGACCUUCAGCUUCAGCAUUGACUUCCUUAGCCGCUGCAGAGCUGGAGCGCAAGUUCUGGCAGGGGGCGAGGUGGUCAAGGUGUCCGCCGACAAGGAUCUGAUUCUGGUGCAUGGCUGGGCCAAGGCAGGAAGCGAUGGCGGCCGCCUCCUCGCCACUUUCCGGGGCAUGCUGCGCUUUGCGGGUCCGGCAUCCAUUCCGGGGCACCGGGGCAACAAGGACCAGCUGGCCAGACUCUAG
Molecule: messenger RNA, 483 nt
Organism: Symbiodinium natans
Lineage: Eukaryota; Dinophyceae; Suessiales; Symbiodiniaceae
Source: the annotation of a GenBank genome assembly